Molecule: messenger RNA, 1525 nt
Organism: Cavia porcellus (domestic guinea pig)
Lineage: Eukaryota; Metazoa; Chordata; Mammalia; Rodentia; Caviidae
Gene: Acp6
Product: acid phosphatase 6, lysophosphatidic
Exons: 11
Coding region: 193-1479 (428 amino acids)
Biological process (GO): dephosphorylation; lysobisphosphatidic acid metabolic process
Cellular component (GO): mitochondrion
Molecular function (GO): lysophosphatidic acid phosphatase activity
Source: RefSeq, a predicted model, not a curated record
CUGCCUCAUGGGAAUUGUAGUUCUCACAGUUUCCAGUCUGUGGUCAGACAGUUACCACGGGACUCCUUUCCCGUGCUUCUCUGCGCGGUUCCACUUGGACUGGUUCUGAGAGGGUGAGGAGUUUGCGCGAGCUUGGGAGCGGCCACUGAACCUCGCGGCGCCCACGGAGGGCUGCGACGAGGAGCUACCACCAUGAUCACCGGCAUCUUCGGCAUACGCGUGUGGGCCCCGGUGGGCGCCCUGACCUCGCUGGCGUACUUCUUCCACCGGCAGCGAGUAGCUUUGGCGGAGCGGCGGCCAGCCGACGGCCAGCGUCCUAUUGACCGCAGCUUGCUGGAGCUGAAAAUGGUACAGGUCGUGUUCCGACACGGGGCGCGGAGUCCUCUCAAGGCGCUCCCGCUGAAGGAGCAGGUAGAAUGGAGCCCCCAACUAUUAGAGGUCCCUCCUCAAACUCAGUUUGAUUACACAGUCACCAAUUUAGCUGGUGGUCCCAAGCCACAUUCUUCUUAUGACUCUCUCUACCGCAAGACCACCCUGAAGGGGGGCAUGUUUGCUGGGCAGCUGACAAAGGUGGGCAUGGAGCAGAUGUUUGCCUUGGGAGAGAGACUGAGGAAGAAAUAUGUGGACACCAUCCCCUUUCUUUCACCAUCCUUCAAACCCCAGGAGGUCUUUAUUCGUUCCACUAACAUGUAUCGGAAUCUGGAGUCUACUCGUUGUUUGCUGGCUGGCCUUUUUCAGCGUGAUAAAGAAGGAUCCAUCAUCAUCCACACUGAUGAGGCAAGCUCUGAAGUCCUGUACCCCAACUACCAGAACUGCUGGGGCUUGAGGCAGAGAACCAGAGGCCGAAGGGAGGCUGCUGCUUUGCAGCCAGGGAUCUCAGAGGAUUUGAAGAAGGUGAAAGAAGAGAUGGGCUCUGACAGUAGUGAUGAAGUGGACUUCCUCAUUCUCCUAGACAAUGUGGUUGCUGAGCAGGUACACAAUCUGCCCAGCUGCCCCAUGCUGAAGAGAUUUGCACAGGUGAUUGAACAGAGAGCUGUGGACACAGCCUUGUACGUCCUGCAACAGGAAGACAGGGAAGGUCUACAGAUGGCAGUUGGCCCAUUCCUACACAUCCUGGAAAACAACCUACUGAAGGCUGCAGAACCCGCCUCUCCACCUAGUAAGACCAGAAAGCUGUACCUCUACGCAACUCAUGAUGUGACCCUCAUGCCUCUCUUAAUGGUUCUGGGGACUUUUGACCACAAAUGGCCUCCAUUUGCUGCUGAUCUGACUAUAGAACUCUACCAGCACCAGAAGUCUAAGGAAUGGUUUGUGCAGCUCUAUUACCAUGGAGAGGAGCAGCUGCCAAGAGGUUGCCCUGACAAGCUUUGUCCACUGGACCAAUUCUUGAACACCUUGUCACUUUAUUCCUUGAGCCCAGAAAAAUACCACACACUCUGCUCCCAAGCACAGGAACUGGAAUUUGGAAAUGAAGAGUGACUGAUUCACACAAAUAACUUGAUUUUUAAAUACAAGCUUUCUAUCA